UAUCUUUGUAGCUGAACUCUUUGUACCUUCCGUCUUUCUUCUUUCUCUCACCAACUGUCUGAUUUAUAUAUGCCUGUCUCAUUUUAAGUGCAAGAAGUAUAACAGUGCAGCUACAAAGAACAGAACUUAUAAACAGAUGAUGUAUUUACGAUAAAGACAUCUGUUCUUUCCAGGACUGACCAACUCUUUAUUCUUCUCUUUGCUUCUUUUUUUCCUCUUUCUCCUUUCUAUCAAAUCCCAAAUGUACAUAUUUAUGUCAUUUCAUGGUAGAAAGCGUGACAUAAGGGACAAUAAGGGUGCAACUGAUGAAAUAAACAAAAAUCAGAUGUAGGGUCUCAAACGUGACAAAUGGUCGUGGCAGGAGAUAAUUUUCAUCGCGGAAAUUCUAAUAACGAAUGAUAUAAUAUUGACGGUCUAGAUUUCUAGAAUCCUAGAUUCUACGGUCUAGAUUUGGGAUACGAUAAUGAGCCAAUUUGUUACGGUGCAAGUUGGGCAAUGCGGAAAUCAAAUAGGAUCAGCUUUCUGGCCUUUGACCUUGCACGAAUACGGCAUUCAAACUGCCACCGGCGGCGUAAAUCUGCUCAAGGUGCAACGAGAUCACGUCAAGCACAUCGGCGAUCUUUCUGAUGCGUUUUCCAGCUUUUUUCACGUCCCAGAUAAUAAAUGUAGAUUGCAUUUUCAAGAUGUAGCUGAUUUAAACGCGGCUAAAGUUAAAGCUAGGGCUGUCUUAGUAGAUAUGGAGGAUAGCGUUGUAUCUAGGUUUAAACAAGGUCCACUGCGACAGUUAUUCGAUCAGACAUGUAUCGUAACGAAUUACCCAGGAUCUGGAAACAAUUGGGCAGUAGGAUAUCAUGUACACGGUAACGAGUAUCACGAUCGUUUAGAGGAAAGUGUAAGACACGUAGUCGAAAAAUGUGAUCGACUUCACGGGUUCUUAUUGAUGCAUUCUUUGGGGGGUGGCACUGGUUCUGGAUUAGGAACAGCAACCUUGAAACUGUUAAAAGAUAAUUACCCUCAUGUAGAAAGAAUUGUAUCGUGUGUGUAUCCAGCAAAUACACAAGACACCAUAACUGCCCCUUACAACACCUUGCUGGCAACUCGAGAACUUGUGGAACACGCCACAUGCGUGCUUCCCAUUGAGAACAAAGCUCUCUUAGAUAUAUGUAAUGCUCAGAUAAAUAAACGAGAUAACGCAGGUCAAGUAAAAUAUAAUGCCUCGUGUAGACCGUUUCAAGACAUGAACAGCAUCGUCGUUAAUAUGCUCUUGCACUUGACCAGUGGAUCCAGGUUUCCAGGAAGCUUAAAUAUGGACAUGAAUGAAGUGGCUACGAAUCUAGUACCUUAUCCAAAAUUACAUUACAUAUUCAGCAGUAUCAGCCCUGUGACUUUAUCUGCCCCAAAUAUGUGCACCACGCAAGAAACAAAAUUGCAGGAUGAAGUAUUCACGAACGCAUGGUCCCGAAAUAAUCAAUUAAUUAGAUUAGAUCCACUUCAAUCUACUUCUGUCAUUCUUGCUGCAGCACAUAUUGCAAGGGGAAAUACUACCUUAACUAAUAUAAAGCGAAACAUUGAAAGGUUUCAAAACAAGUCAAAAUUUACUUCGUGGAGUAGGGAUUGUAUGAAAAUAGGAUUAUGUUCCGUUCCCCCAGCAGGACAUUCAUCGUCAUUACUGUGUCUUCUUAAUUCAUCUGCCAUGUCUUCAUUAUUUAAAGAUAUAAUCCAAGAGUUUUCUAAACUGUAUAAGAAAAAGGCACAUGUCCAUCACUAUACACAAAUACAUGGAUUUGAAGAAACACAUUUUAUUGAAAGCAAAGAGAAUAUUCUUAGUUUAUGUGAAUGUUAUGAAGAAAUACAAAAUAUGGAAGAAACGAAUAUUUCUAGAUUGCAAGUAAUUUAAUUAAUUUGUAAAAAGAACUUGAACAUGGAAUCUAAGGCCGGUAUUCAUAGUUAUUUAAGUAGCGU
This is a messenger RNA of Temnothorax curvispinosus, 1962 nucleotides long. RefSeq names its product tubulin epsilon chain-like. Gene Ontology annotation, biological process: microtubule cytoskeleton organization; mitotic cell cycle. Gene Ontology annotation, molecular function: GTP binding; structural constituent of cytoskeleton. The transcript has 9 exons. The record is from RefSeq and is a predicted model, not a curated record. Bases 464 to 1897 code for a protein of 477 amino acids. NCBI's taxonomy places the organism in Eukaryota, Metazoa, Arthropoda, Insecta, Hymenoptera, Formicidae. Gene Ontology annotation, cellular component: microtubule; cytoplasm.